GGUUCGGGACAGAUGGUGCUAUGUGGGGUGAUGACGGUAUUUGGGUGGAUGUAGGGUAGAAAAACGACGAUUGUUCGAAGCAAUAUCAUUUAGCUAGCUUAUCGUCCAGUUUUCUGCAGAAUAACAUGAUAGGGACGAGAACCUGUUGCUUUUGAUCCUUGAAAGUAGGCGAUGACUUAUUGGAGAGUGCCCGUAUGACCAGGUUCGGCCAUCGUGUGUGAACGGUAUUUUGGAGGUACCCAGCACAUCGGGACAUUGAGCAGUUGCCCUGCGGUGAUGGCGCGGCCAGGGGCACCAGGUGGCCUGGCUGACCUGGGCACCACAGGCUGGGGUGGUGACGAUGUGCCACCGUCUGUGGUGCCACCCACCGGUGACCUCCGGCAGCAGCAGCGCCAGCUCGUCAGGGAGCAGGACGAGGGUCUGGAGGUGCUGGCGUCGGUCAUCUCGCGCCAGCGGGACAUGGCCGGCGCUAUCGGUGCCGAGAUCGAGGAGCAAAGCGCGCUGAUCGAUAACAUCUCGGACAUGGCGGACCGGAGCGCCGGCCGCAUGGUGCAGCAGACGCAGCAGGUCCGCAUGGUCGACCGCAAGGCCUCCCGCACCUGCUGGUACUGGGUGGUGAUUUUUGCGCUCUUGGUGGCGAUCGUCGUCGUCUUUCUCUGGUGACCCCAGGUCACCUGGAGGUCACCAUGCCAUCUAAGCUGCAUGCUCCGCUGACCCCGGCCAGCCUCGGCAUAGAGGUCGCUGCAAGUUCGAAGGCACCGUUCUGCGUCCGAACACAGAGGUCACCGACCCCGUCAGGUGUGACCCGGGGUCGGUGACUAUCCGGCGGUCACGCAGCGUCUGACCGCACUGUCUCGCGCUAAGGAAGAGCACGCUGAAAGUAGCGGCUCGGUGACCGGUGACGUACGCGAGGGCCGCGGCCUGGCCCCAGUGGCGGUGAUGGGCGUGGACAGCAGGUGGCCUGGGCGGAGGGGCGGCCACCCCUGCUCAGAGUUGGUGGCCUGUGAUGGGAUGUACAACGCCGCGCUGUGGAAAGUGUCACGAAUUCAGCGUGUGUCCAUGUGUAUGUAUUGCCUUGUGUAAGGAGCAUAGUACUUCGUUGUGAAGCAAACUUGACCUGACGCAGUGUAAAGCGAACAACCUGAAACAGUGUCGAAUGUGGUCGUUUUGACGUCUGUGGUAUUUGAAGCUGCUGUGCUUUUGGUAUCGGUCCAACGGCUGCAAGCAUGGGAUGAACAGGCCUCGGGCAUCUAGCUGGGGUCUAAAACAAUUAAUUAGUGGAUCCCGCCCGUUUGCAUAACCAAUAUUUAGCGUGACAGGUGAAGCGACGUGGAGGAGGAUCGGAGGCAGAUACUGAUCACGAGUUGUGUGCAUACAAGCAAAGCGGAAAUGUGCCAGUUUUCCACUCGCACGCAGCCAUCGCCGGCGUGACCAGGUUGAAGAGCUGGCCUGAGAUCUGCUCACCUCGCUGAUCCAAGUCCGCCGUGGAGCCAUAGUGAUGGAGCAGCAGCCGGUCGCCUUGGGGCGCCCCUCCUCCAUGGCGCUCCGCCAGUCCCGCGUUGGUCCUUGCUGACUAAUGUGUGUGGCGUGGCCGGACAUGUGAGAGCGAGAUGGGGCCGGGAGGAACUGCGCGAACCUCGGUGCC
Messenger RNA from Pollicipes pollicipes, 1645 nucleotides. Its product is annotated as syntaxin-8-like. The record is from RefSeq and is a predicted model, not a curated record. Bases 277 to 663 code for a protein of 128 amino acids. Lineage: Eukaryota; Metazoa; Arthropoda; Thecostraca; Pollicipedomorpha; Pollicipedidae. The transcript has 5 exons.